CCUGCUUCCCGAGGCCCCGGUGCACAGAAGAAAACGGGCCAGAAGUAGAAGAAGAAGAAGUCAACAUCUGCUGAGCCAUAACAAGAUUAAGGUUAUGAAACAAUGGAUGACUGACAAAUAAGAAAUAUUGACUUUAGCUACUAUUCCCAGGAGCGCAGCGUCACUUCACUAUUUGACUUCGUUUUCCUCACACAUUUUUGGCUCGAGAUCUUUUCUGCCUGCUUCUUGGCAAACGGAAACAAUUUUAUGUUUGGAUUUUUCCCCGAAAACUUCAAAUUUUGAGAAGGAUUUUAUAUUUAUUUUGAUUUUUUUUCCCCCCAAAAAAACUCCGGUCAUAGACAAGAAUUCUCCUCCAGAGGUUUGAGUUGGGGAUGUUGAGCUCUGUGAAGAUGGAAACCCAUGAUCUACCAGAGUGGAAUACUUUCUACAGCGAGGCCAGUGAGAUGUAUUCCUCUCCCAGCACUAUGAACUCUGGUCUGGGCUCCAUGGGCUCCAUGGGCACCAUCAACAGCUACAUCAACCUGAACCCAGCCACCGCCUCCCCUGCAGGUAUGAACAUGGCGUACCCCAGCUCCAGCCUCAGCAGUUCCCCACUCGCCUCCAUGGGCUCCGGGCCCGGCCACAUGUCCCUCUCCCCGGUGGCCUCGUCCCUCAGCUCGAGCUCUCUCACUCAGCUGGGCCCCGCUGCUCCCAGCGCCCUCGGCUCCUUGUCCCACUACCAGAACAUGGGCCAGUCCAUGAGCCAACUGGGAUACCCCUCCACUGCGACCCUGAGCCGGGCUGGGCCCAAGGAGAUCCCCCCUAAGCCCUACCGACGCUCCCUGACCCACGCCAAGCCACCGUACUCAUACAUCUCCCUCAUCACCAUGGCGAUCCAGCAGAGCGGCAGCAAGAUGCUCACCCUGAACGAGAUCUACCAGUGGAUCAUGGACCUGUUCCCCUACUACCGUGAGAACCAGCAGCGCUGGCAAAACUCCAUCCGCCACUCGCUCUCCUUCAACGACUGCUUUGUGAAGGUGGCUCGCUCACCAGACAAGCCCGGUAAAGGUUCUUACUGGACUCUGCACCCACAGUCAGGCAACAUGUUUGAGAACGGCUGCUACCUGCGGCGCCAGAAACGCUUCAAGAUCGAGGACAAGAUGGCAAAGAAAGGAGGCAAGAGCCAGGAGGUGGGCUCAGGGAAAGGAGGCCACAGUGAUCACCUGGUGGAGGAUCGCAGCCCCACGGGAGGAUCAGAGGGAGCCGACUCCGCCCACUCAGACAACUCCCACCCGGGCUCUUCGGAUGACCAGCCGCUUCCUCGAAACUCCCUGGUUCCACUAGACUGCCCUCAGCUGUCCUCCUCACACCUCCACAGCCCGCCCGUCUCCCUGCCUCCCCCCUCCUCCACCUCAUCCUCCAUCCCUCCAUCCUCCUUGUCCCUCUCCGCCACCUCCUCCUCCAACCAGCUCCUCCACUCCCAGUCUUUAGUGGGUAGCACCCACCUCCUGCCCGGCGCCAUGCAGCAGCACAUGGACCUACAGAGCGACGCCCUCAAGUCCCUGGACCCCCACUACAACUUCAACCACCCCUUCUCCAUCACCAACCUCAUGUCCAACGAGCAGAAGAUGGACCUCAAGUCCUACCAGGACCAGGUGAUGGCCUACAACAGCUACGCCAGUGGCUCUCCUGUGGGAGCCAAGCAGAUCUACGACAGCCCCGGGCCGGCCGCCAUGGACUCAGGUGCUUAUUACCAAACUCUGUACAGCCGCUCGGUGCUCAACGCCUCUUAAUAUGGACACCCACCCACACACACACACACACAAACACACACACCUGCCUGUAAAGGUGAGCCAAAAUGGAGACUUCUCUUCCUCUCUGCCUUUACUAAAAUGGACACCCAAGGUCUCUUUAUCUUCGUCUUUCUUCCUCUCUCUCCCUCUCUGGCUCACAUCCAGCGGCCUUGGAAGAGACUCACAUCUAAAAUGGCCGCCAUGUUUGAGGGACCAAAGGACAGUUUUUCUUUCCUUUUACCAGCUCUGAUGAGCAUGGAGGCUGGGUUGGUUACAUGGAGGACAGAAAAGUGAAGCUGGAUGAUUAACUGAUGAUGAAGACGUUUGACUCGUCUGUGUGUGUGAGUCAGUGCAGAUGUCAGAUCCCGUCUUUGCCGGCAAAAUUGGCUUUGUACAAAAUGUAAAUAGAGCUAAUGUUGGGGGGGAAAGGAUAUUUGCAUUUAUUUAUGAAGGGAAUAAAUUUUAAUAUAUCUUGUAUAGCGCUCUGUCGACCAGUUACAACCCAAAUGUGAGGUUUUUUUUUUUUUUUUUUAAACCAAAGACGGAGAGUUUCAGGUUACUGCUUCAGGCAGGUGUUACUGCAGCGGGAGACAGUUUAGUACAUUUCUUCUUUAUUGCGUGUGUUACAGCAUUUCAACAUUACGUUCCGUCAUUUCUGUCAGAUCAGGCAUCCGUCAAUGUAAAUGUAGCUCAUGAGGUCUGUAAAAAAAUAUAUUUGUAGUUUUGUUUGAUAUGAAGUUUAAAAAAAAAAAAAAAGAAGGCAUUUGGUCCUCGCUGCAGCACAGAGGACACAGACAUUAAGAAAAAUCUUCUGAGGCCAGAAAGAAAGAGACAAAGUAA
Messenger RNA from Seriola dumerili (greater amberjack), 2612 nucleotides. It is a transcript of the gene foxa3, whose product is annotated as forkhead box protein A2-like. Gene Ontology annotation, biological process: regulation of transcription by RNA polymerase II; cell differentiation; anatomical structure morphogenesis. The transcript has 2 exons. Lineage: Eukaryota; Metazoa; Chordata; Actinopteri; Carangiformes; Carangidae. The record is from RefSeq and is a predicted model, not a curated record. Bases 372 to 1772 code for a protein of 466 amino acids. Gene Ontology annotation, molecular function: DNA-binding transcription factor activity, RNA polymerase II-specific; transcription factor binding; protein domain specific binding.